GAGAGAGAGAGAGAGAGAGAGAGAGAGACAGAGAGAGAGAGAGAGAGAGAGAGAGAGAGAGAGAGAGAGAGAGAGCAGAUCUAGCAGAGUAGCAGAGCAAUGGCGUCGUCCGACAUGGACGUGAGCUUGGAUUUCUCUUGGGAGGCCCUGGUGCUCGAGCUCGGCGACGCAGAUAGCAUGCACCUGCCGGCCGAGGACUCUCUGUCCGGCCUGUGCGACGACUUGACGAGCUCGCCGGACGGCGCCACCUCGCGGUCGACGAAGGCAAGCAGCUUGGAGAGGAAGAACAUAAUCAACGAGAGGCACCGGCGAAGGAUGCUCAACGAGAAGCUUUACGCCCUUCGCCGUGUCGUUCCAAACAUCACCAAGAUGGACAAGGCGUCCAUCAUCCAGGACGCUAUCGCCUACAUCGAGGAGCUGCAGGAGCAGGAGCGCCAGAUUCUUGCCGCCCUCCGAACCGACAGCUGCACCGCCGUGGCCAAGGUGGACGAUGCCGCCUCGACCGGCAGCAACGCAGAGGACCAUGGCGUCGGCUCCUCGCCGCGGAAGAAGAUGAGGAGGACCACCUCUGCCUCCUCCAUUAACGGCGCCUUCUGUUCUCCUUCCACGCAUCCGGUUCAAAUCUUUGAGCUGGAGGUGACGCAGGUAGCAGAGGAGUUAACAAUGGUCAGCAUGAGACAUGGCAAUUCCCACAACGCCAUUGCCAAGGUGUGCGAGGCACUCGAGUCGCUCUGUCUCAAGAUCAUCUCGACAAGCAUCACCGCUGUGGCCAGUGGCAUCGUCCACAACAUGUUCGUUGAGGCAGAAGGAAUGCAUGGUGCUCAAACAAUCAAGGAGAUGAUACAAACUCACUCAGCCAUCUCGAUGUGAGAAGAAGCUCACCGAUGUCUAUGAGUCCAUGUUGAAGAUUAAGUGUUGCAAAUAAUGCACUAAUGGGCAUCCCAUCUAUCUAGGAUUUAAUCAUCUCGAUGUGACUAAUGUGCUUCCCAACUACCUAUGCUCUAGUCAUGUCGAUGUGAAUCUCAACCACCUAUGCCCUAGUAUAAUCAAGGGAUGCACUAAUGGCAAUCCCAACAUUGCUGAAGCAAUCAAGGAGAUCGACUCACUCCGCGACCUCAGUCUGAGAAGAAGCCCACCAAUGCCCAUGAGCCCUGAUGAAUACGAAGUGUUGCGAAUAGACAUCCUUCUAAUUUUUCACUAAUUAAUCAGACAAUUUUCUUCUUCUUAAUAAAUGGAUAGAGGCCUUUUGGCCUCAGUUUCAAGAAAAAAAGAUUAAGUGUUGCAAAGAA
Triticum aestivum (bread wheat) is the source of this 1289-nucleotide messenger RNA. RefSeq names its product transcription factor BHLH6. Bases 100 to 870 code for a protein of 256 amino acids. Gene Ontology annotation, cellular component: nucleus. NCBI's taxonomy places the organism in Eukaryota, Viridiplantae, Streptophyta, Magnoliopsida, Poales, Poaceae. Gene Ontology annotation, biological process: regulation of DNA-templated transcription. The record is from RefSeq and is a predicted model, not a curated record. The transcript is spliced from 5 exons. Gene Ontology annotation, molecular function: DNA-binding transcription factor activity; sequence-specific DNA binding; protein dimerization activity.